CCCCUCCCUCCCCCGCUGCCUUCCUUCCUUCCCCUCGGCGUCCUCUGCCCGCUCCCGCUCAGUGGCCGGGCGAGCUUCGGCAGGUGAGCACGCCGGCGCCUCCUUCGUCCCGGAGAUGGAAGAGCCGCUGCAAACUUCGGGCGGCAGAGACGGAGCGUCGGGCUGAGGCGGGGAGAGGAGUCAAGCCCCUGCGAGGUGGGCGAGAAGGGAAGCAAAGGCACGGGAGAUCGGGGAAGAAUACGGCUUGUGUUUUGAAACUUAUCACACCUACAGAGAACAUGGGGCUGAUGGGAGGAUCCAAAACUAUGGAAAACCGGACAAGACUAACUAAAACGGACCUCUACUCCAGGCUGAACUUGCCACCAGGCUUCGAACAUCCCUACGAUGACCUGCUUGCUGACCCCAAGCGAGAUCUGAAGGAUAGCACCAAUUUGGUGGAGGUGCAGAUCGUCCUCAUCUGUGCCUACUGCGUCAUCAUUUUGCUUGGGCUAGUGGGCAACUCCUUGGUGAUCCACGUGGUGAUCAAGUUCAAGAGCAUGCGCACGGUGACCAACUUCUUCAUUGCCAACUUGGCCGUGGCCGAUCUGCUGGUGAACACGCUCUGCCUGCCGUUCACGUUAGUUUACACAUUGCUGGGAGAAUGGAAGCUGGGACCUGUGUUGUGCCACCUCGUGCCGUACGCCCAAGGCCUUGCCGUUCAGGUAUCCAUAGUGACAUUAACUGUGAUAGCCUUGGACCGGCACCGCUGCAUUGUGUAUCACCUGGAGAGCAAAAUCUCCAAGAGGAUCAGCUUCUUGAUCAUUGGGGUGGCCUGGGCUGUCAGUGCCAUCUUGGCCAGCCCUCUGGCUAUCUUCCGGGAGUAUUUCUCCAUUGAGCUCAACCAGGACUUCAAGAUGGUGGUCUGUGCUGAGGCCUGGCCCAGGGAAGGGCUGGUCAAUUACGGCACCAUCUACAGCGUCUUGAUGUUCCUGAUCCAAUAUGUCUUGCCUCUGGCCAUCAUCUCCUAUGCCUAUAUCCGUAUCUGGAGUAAGCUAAAGAACCACAUCAGUCCCGGGGCGGCGGGGGACCAUUACCACCAGAGGCGUCGGAAAACUACCAAGAUGCUGGUGUGUGUUGUGGUGGUGUUUGGGGUCUGCUGGCUGCCCUUCCACAUCUUUCAACUCGUCAGUGAUAUUGACAGCAACGUGUUGGAUUUGCAGGAAUACAAACUGAUCUACACACUCUUUCAUGUCAUUGCUAUGUGCUCCACUUUUGCCAAUCCACUCCUCUAUGGCUGGAUGAACAGCAACUACAGAACAGCUUUCCUGACUGCUUUCCGGUGCGAACAGCGGCUGGAUUCCAUCCACCCAGAGGUAUCGCCUGCACUGAAAGCCAAGAAAAAGCUGGAAGCCAAAGAGGAGCAUUGUGAUGGACCCCCGUUUUCGCAGCCUACAAGUGUCUAGUGGAUCAAACUAGAUGUGGCAGUGGGCAUACACAUACCCGUCUCUCUCUCUCUCUCUUUUUGCAGCUAACAGGUAUGGUGGUGAUAUGGAUUGGGACCAGGGGCAGAGGGGGAGAAAAGCCAUUUAAUCUUUUCCCUGUCCAAUCUUCCUGAUGGAAAUUGCUCC
Molecule: messenger RNA, 1607 nt
Organism: Lacerta agilis (Sand lizard)
Lineage: Eukaryota; Metazoa; Chordata; Lepidosauria; Squamata; Lacertidae
Gene: NPY2R
Product: neuropeptide Y receptor Y2
Exons: 2
Coding region: 279-1442 (387 amino acids)
Biological process (GO): G protein-coupled receptor signaling pathway
Cellular component (GO): membrane
Molecular function (GO): neuropeptide Y receptor activity
Source: RefSeq, a predicted model, not a curated record